CAGUGGUCAUUCUAUCCUUCCAUUCAUAUAGUAACAGACUUCCAGAAUCCUCCUUCGGUUCCCGGUCUUUCUUCCCUCUCUUUCUCCUUAACUUUAUUCUUCAAACAAUGUGAUGUAAGGAGUCGAUCACAGUUGUAGAAAAUUGAAUAUCCUCCAAAUUCCUCAAUCUAAGUCCUAAUCCAAAACCCUAGGAGUGAGAAUCAAAAUCGUCAGUUCAUGAAAUAGAAAUUCAGAGAUGGAGAUUAGAGAGAGUGACAAUUUUGAUUGUUCUCGAAGGUGAUGGCGCCUUCGUCUGCGAGAAAUUCGGAUCGAACUUCGUCUUCAGCAUCCUCAAAAUCAUCGUCCAUCAUCUCUGAGCUCCAAAAUCACAAUAAUCAUCAACAACUGACCAAAAACAGCAACAAUUUAGGCUCAAUGACAGUCGACAGCUCGCUGAUUGACGCCGAGAUCACUUUAUUGGACGCCGCCGGAGCCGUGACUGCGAUUAGUGAUAACGAGUACAACGGUGGCGGCCGUGGCGGAGGGACGCCAAUGAUUCGGUCGAAUUUUGUGGCGAAGAAGACGGUGGGCGAUGUGUGGAAGGAGAUUGUGGCUGGUCGGAGGGGGCUGAGAGAGUGUAAGAAGGAGGCGCCAGAUGAGGUGACGACAUUGGAGGAAUUUCCGGCGAAGGCCGAGGUGGUGGUGGAGGAUGUGAAGGUGCGCUUGGUGCCGCCGCUGGGAGAGAGGUUGAGCGGAGGUUUUUUGGCAUUUGAUCCCAUGCCUCUGAGUCGGUUUCCAUCGCAGCAGAGUGUUGAUUCAUUUGAAGGGUUUGGGAAUGGAGUGGAAGUGAUUGGAGGAAGAGGGAAGAGGCGAGCUGUUUUGGAGCUGUUGGAUAGAGCUGCACAGCAGAGACAGCGGAGGAUGAUUAAGAACAGAGAGUCUGCAGCCCGGUCAACGUAGUGAAAGCAGGCAUACCAAGUUGAGCUAGAAUAUUUGGCAGUGAAAUUAGAGGAGGAAAAUGAAAAGCUGCUGAAAGAGAGUAAAAUAUUUAAUCUUGAAAAUUAUCUAGAAUUGUUUUUGCCUGUAAUGUUGAAUACUAUCGUGCUUUUGAACUUAUUGGUGAAUAUGUUUCAAGUUUGAGGCCUUAUUUGGAGGAUGGAAAUUGGGUUUGUUUCACCUUGAUAUAACACCUGGAAAAAUCGGAAUAGAAUUUUUUAAGUAAUUGGGUGACGACAUAUUUCAUUAAUGAUCAGAUUUUUGCCAGUGAUGUAAUUGUUGCAUGCCUUACGUUCACCCUUGAACCUUACAAGUUUAUUGUAAGAUGCAAGUGUCUUCUCACUGGAAGCUUCAUUUCAGCUUGUCAAAACCUACUUCUUUGGAUAAAGAGUGCCAUGAAUUACAUUGGAAACCAACACAACACAUAUUUUCUUAUUUGGUAUUGUCACUACUGUAACCACAACUGAACCAUCUUAAUCAG
Camellia sinensis is the source of this 1456-nucleotide messenger RNA. RefSeq names its product G-box-binding factor 4. The record is from RefSeq and is a predicted model, not a curated record. NCBI's taxonomy places the organism in Eukaryota, Viridiplantae, Streptophyta, Magnoliopsida, Ericales, Theaceae. Gene Ontology annotation, biological process: positive regulation of DNA-templated transcription. Gene Ontology annotation, molecular function: DNA-binding transcription factor activity. Gene Ontology annotation, cellular component: nucleus.